CCGCUUUCUCCCGUCCUCAGGCCCGCGUCGCGACCCCACGCUGCGCUAGUGUUAGGGUUUCGUUCCCGUCCGCCUAAGGUUAGGGUUAGGGUUUCCUUGAUCCUUUAGGGUUAGGGUUAGGGUUUCUCUAUGGCCGCGGAGAUGGCCGCGGCGGAGCUUGCAGAGGCCAUCAAAGUCAUUCCCUCGAAGAAGGAGGAACUCCGGAAGGCUUUCGAAGCCCUCCAAUCCUUCUCCCCAGCCCUGGCCUCGUUCACCCUCCAAUGGAGGGACCUCGAGGACCACCUCUGCUCCAUCGAGAGAUCCAUCGAACUCCGCCUCAAGGAGCUCGAAUCUAAGUCCAUCUCCGGCACCACGCCCCCUCCGGUGGCCGCCGUGGUGAAGGUCGAGGCCGAGGCCGAGUGCGUCCCCCGGCCAGAGCUCAGAUCCUUCUGCGUCAAGAUGGACGGAGUAGGGUUGAGGUCGUACGUAGUCCAGAACCGGAAGGAUCUCCCAGCGAUUAAGAACGAGCUUGACACCGCCAUACGGUCGGCCCCGGACCCGGCCAAGCUGGUCUUGGACGCCAUGGAUGGGUUCCACCGUCCGAAAUCCGAGGGGGAGAAGGACGGUAAUCUCCAGGUGAUCAGGAGGACGUGCCUCAAUCUUUUGGAGCGCCUCCGGGCGGUGGCGCCGGAAAUCAAGCCAUUUGUUAGGGAGAGGGCGAGGGAACUGGCGGUGGAAUGGAAGGGGAAGAUCUCGGAUGGUGCAGAUAAUGUUCUAGCUUUCUUGCAGCUCGUAGCUUCUUACGGGUUGGCUUCAGAAUUCGAUAGGGAUGAGAUCUUGGAUCUCUUAAUUUCCGUAUCGAGAAGGAAGCAAGCUCUUGAUCUCUGUAAGAUUCUCGGAGUCAUGGAGAACAUGGCCGAUCUCAUUGGGGGCUUGAACAGCAAGGGCAGACAACUUGAUGCUGUCAAAUUUAUCCAUGCUUUGAAUGUUAUGGAUAAAUACCCUCCAGUGCCUAUCUUGAAAGCCUACUUAAAAGAAUCCAAGAAGGCUGCUCAAGAAGUGCGAAAGAAAGGAAAUAAUUCUAUUAAGUCACAGAAUGAGGCUAUUGUGAAAGAGCUUGCUGCUCUUAAGGCAGUAAUCGGAGCUAUUAAGGAGUACAAGCUGGAAUCAGAAUAUUCAUGUGAGACUCUUAAGAAGCGUAUUGCUCAGUUGGAGCAACAAAAGGCAGGCACAAAGAGGACGGUAGCAGCUGCUGCUGACUCAAGUUCGAAAGCUGAGAAGCAGCCGCAGAAGUCGAACAAGCGGCCUCGGUCAACAUUUAAAUCACCUGCUGCCGAAUCUAAAUCUUUUGUCCCACUUGUUCAAAACCAGUCCCAGUUGGGAUUGACAAACAAAGCUCCAUACAUGGGUUCAGUUGGGUCGUAUGACCUUCCUACCACUGGAGGUUUUUAUGAAUAUUCAAGACCAAGUAUAUCUGGGACUCACUUGGGGUUGCAUUCAGGCCCAAGCAUAUCUGGAACUCUCUGGGGGCUGGGUGGAGGCCAUUUGUCAAGAUCAUAUCUUUACCCAUCGGAGCCCCUUGGUGGCUCCAGCCUUUAUGAUAGGCCAGUUACCUAUGGUGGUCGCCCCCCUUCUCCUUAUGGCUCCUCUCUUUAUCCGUACGAUAUCGGGAUGAAUAUGUGAUUUUUUAAUGGCAAUAUUUCUUGCCAAGCCGCCUACAGAGUGAAAAGUAGUAGUAGCUUGGUGAUCUUAUAAACCGCAAUUGUCAUAUACAAGGAAACUUUAUGUUAUUAGAUAAGUUUUGAGAUGUUAAUUUAUCAAGUAUUUUGAUUUGUUUCAUUUUUGUUUUUCAAUCUCUAUAUGGUAUAAUCAUAAGGAAUCUGAAGUUCCAUAAUCAUUUUUGUGGAACUUUGAAACAUUGUCUGGCCAAUUUCCCCUAAAUGGCUGUUCAGUUAGUUUUUUUAUCAAAGUUUCCAAUUAUGUUUCAAGGUUGAAUUAUGUAGUUUCUGAUCCUGCAAGCUGUUUAAUGUAGUUAGACAAUUUUUAGAUCAAA
Molecule: messenger RNA, 2032 nt
Organism: Phoenix dactylifera (date palm)
Lineage: Eukaryota; Viridiplantae; Streptophyta; Magnoliopsida; Arecales; Arecaceae
Product: truncated FRIGIDA-like protein 1
Source: RefSeq, a predicted model, not a curated record